Messenger RNA from Porites evermanni, 36951 nucleotides. Lineage: Eukaryota; Metazoa; Cnidaria; Anthozoa; Scleractinia; Poritidae. The record is from the annotation of a GenBank genome assembly.
AUGGCCUCUGCUGGAGAGAAAGACGGGCUUAUCAGCAAACAUUCUCCACGAAACGAUGACGGUCGAAGCGAGAGGAACCACAAACUCCAUCGUCGAGCGGCAAAGUCUCGAUCUUAUAGGUACGUUUUAACACUUUCAUAUCGUUUACCGUAGUUAUCAGUGAUUUUAAAGCGCGAAUAUUGAACUCAAAUUCCACAGGAAAUAAUUUGCUUUGAUUGUUUCUCGUUAUAUUAUUGGUUUCUUCGUUCAUGCUGUGCUGUUCUGUGUUAACUCUAGGUCCAAUUUGACUUCUAGUUUCAAGGUCUUGAUUUUGCAAGGUUCAUGUUAAAAUUAACGACUUGCUAACGGAUGAAUAAAUAUUUAAUGAUGGAUCUUUAGGUUAUGGGGUGUGAAUGCAACUUUUGAUGGUGUGAAACUGUUAGAAAUUUUUGUUGUGUUUUGAGAAUUUAUAUCGAUAUAAAUAAGAAUUUAGCUAUAUUCUUCUGCGGCGAACAUUCAUUGAAUCAAAAUUCCGCUAGAAUCUUCGAUUGUGAUUUAUUUUUCCUUUUAGUCGCUUGAUUUUUGGUGGUAGAACGGUGAUCUAAUCAUUAAAAGAAAGCUGUUUUUUAUCAAAUAAAAAAAUCUUGACUCAUAACUUGGUAAUUAUUACUCUUAGGCAAGUCAUUCGACGUUCGGUAAUAGCUUAGAAUAUUUCCUCUACCUCUAACUUGUACUUCCCCACGAAAGCUUGUCUCGCCAUUCAUCUUAUUAAAAAAAAUGGAAUUACGUUCCAAGGGCAUGGACUUUUACAUCGUAUCAGCGAAGAUAUCACUUAAGCUCAUACCUUCAACUUGUCAAAAGCCUUUGUACUGUAAGCUUAGUAUUGUAUGUGAAGGAGAGAAUGAGAAAGCAAUGAUAUAUAUUUUUAAUGUUUAACUUUUGUUUAGCAAACAAAGCGAGCAAUGCAAUCGUCUCGCUGAUUUUAUUUCAAUAAGUUGUUCGACUUUGAAAAUAAAGAGGUCGGUCAUUACUGUUGGACGUUAAUACUAAAUGCAAAUCAAAAGGUAGUUUUCUGAAUCAUGUUUUUGUAUUAAAUUCACGGACUUUAUAUAUUUGCAUAAAGUAAUUCAGAGCCAUUAGCAACAGUAGAUAAAACCGUUCUACGUUCAAUUAGGAACAUAGUGUGGUGUCUUUUCUAUAAAAAAAAUACAGCUAUCCUGUGAAAAAAUAAAUAAUACCAAAUUUUACAAAAAUGCUUUCAUGGGCAGUAUUCCAAAACUUAGUGUUCUCUUAAUACUAAUUUUCAAGUUAAAAUGUUUGAACAAGUUGUUGAUUCUAAUUCUAAAGAGAAUUUUUAUACCUGCCAAUUUUUCUGAGUAAAAUGCAUAAGAUUUUUGUCUUGUCAUUACUGGGGUUUCUAAGCAACUUCCAAGCAAGAUUUCGGAACAUUGCCCAAAAUAUCUGAAGAUGUUCCGACAACCUUUAAGCACUUCUGACACUUUAAAUAAAAAGGCAGCAAUUCUAGGGUUGAGAUACAAAUGAGACACACGGUUAAAAUUAAGCACCUUCUUGGAAGUAUUUUCAGGGAAAUUGGAUUGAGUUUUUGUUAUUAAUCAUGUCUGAAAGAAUAGUUCAUCCAGAUUUGUGAAUCAGGGGUGGGAAAUUGCCCUUGAUGCAUGAGAUCGAUGCCUUAAAUCUACAGGCAUAAGACUCAUGCAUAACGUAUGAUAGGUGGUAGGUAACCUGUACUAGGAAAAAAACAUCCUUUUAUAUCCCAUACACCCACACCAGAACUGGGAGAUUUUGCAUUAGUCAGUUCCAAGAAAGUUUAUUACCCCACCCCCCUUCCCCUCCACGUCCUUCCCCAGGCAUCCCCCUAGCAUUUGAUGCAAGUUUAGCGCUAUAUGGGCGGAAGUUUGCUGCCAAAAAAAGACACCAGGUAGGGCAUAUGACUGUUAACAAAAUGGGGUGGUCAUGGGUCAUUGGCUUUGUGACGUUGCAGUUUUUUCAUAGUCGAUAAUACAUUGUUAUGCAAGGUCAGUAUCAUGCGUUUAUUCAAAGUCUGGAGUACAGACCAGAAGACGUUUUAGAAACUGUUAAACCUUGUGUCCAAAUUAAAUAUAGAAAGUGAUGUUUUAAAAGUAAUUUUCCAUUCCCUCAUCAUCACAACAUGGUACAACAGAUGCUUCAUGCAAACAUCAAUCUUGAUUCUUGUUCUUAUCUGAUCUUUCUUUCACUGGUCCUCAGUUGCAUCUGAAGCUCUGUAGAUGGAAUUGACUGAUUCAGUAGUCUGUAGGGGCUGAAUUAUUGGUCUGGAUUGGUUUGACCACAUUUUGCUGUUACUAUUAUAAAGAAACUCACCAUAAUAACUUUAAUUAUUAUUGGUGUGAUUUCCCACUGAUUUAACUUGUCUUGUACAAAUGACUUUAAGUUGCAUAAAGUAAAGAGUCAUUUCCGUAUCAAAGGCUUCGCACUUGACCUCAUUUUAAAACAGAGGCUUGGGCCUACUUGGAAAUGACCUAUUGCAAUUUUGGGUUUUGGUGAUUUUGACCCAGAAAAAGGAAAAUUUCUUAUGGUGUAGUAUGAAAUGGUCAAAGAAAAUCUAACAUGAAAACAAGAUACUUAAUUUGUCAAAUGGCUGGUGGGGAGGUUUGUGUGCCUUGGGUACCCUGGAAGAUAUACCAGUUGGGAGGUUGAUCCCUGGUAGGUUAAAGAAAUGCUGCUGGGCUGGUUUUGGGUGAAAGGCUAGAUGAAUUGCGACAGGUGGCUCUCCAGGUUGGGGGAAGGGCAAAGGGCUUAUAUCCCAUCCCUGUAAAAAAUGUCAUCACUGAAACCUGACACGUUUGACUUGAGAAAACCUGCUUAGCAUUUCCUUAGCUGCAUCCCUGGGCUCUUAGAAGGCAAAGACUCAGGAAAUAUAUUUACCUACAGAGAGGCAAUGAGUGAACCCCGAGGAAGUGAUGCAGCAGUAGCAAAUAAUGAUGUUCAUGACCUUGCAACACUGGCAGAGUCAAUUUCUGAAGUGUCAUCGCUUCCAUCUACCUCUGAUCAGUACUCUGAUGUUUGUGAGUGGGCGGUAGGUGUUGUAAUCUUGUUUACUUAAGCAUUUACAAAUGAUCAGGAACAAAUCUGUUGUAAGAUCUGGGUCCUAUUGAGUUCCUUGAACUGCCCGUGUACCUUGCUCUUAUCCCAAAGCAUACCAAAAAUAAAUGCUUGUAACCUACUAACCUUUCAAAUCUAUUUGGGCAUGAGUACAUUUUCUUAUUUAUAGGUAUAUCAAACUUAUAUUGCAAUGGUCAAAAUGUAUUAAACAGUCAGUUGGCCAUUCUAUUUCCAGGUUUGAGUGUCAUUGUUACAUGUAUCGUUAGUACUCUAACACUAAAAAGCACACAUCAGAUAAAAUAAUUCAAUAAACCUUUUCCUGACAUUAAUUGUUUUUAUUGGCUAGUUUCUUGUUUUGUAUUGAUGGUUUUGUAGCUCACAUAUAUAUGUUACAGGUCAAAAUUAAAGUCAGGUUAAAAUUUUUGAACCUAGGUUGAUUCUCCAUUUCCUUUGUCUUCUAGCCCUAAUUCGUGGAUAAUUAGGGCUAGGGUUCAAAAAUUUUAACCUGAAUUUAAUUUUGCCCUGUAACAUUUUUCAAGAUUAAUCUGGCAAAAACAAGAUGGCAGCCACAAGUGGUACAGCCGGCCCUGGCGUAAAAGAUAGAAUUCAGGUUGCAAAAUUUCUGAUCUCAAGCAGUAUAAGAAAGAUUGGUUUUAGACACACAAUCGUAUCUUUUUAGAAGAUAAGAUAUUCCAGUUAUGGCUUGGUGUGAAAUUGGAGGCAGGAUAUGAAGGUCCCAGCGUCAGAGAUUUGGCGGCCCAUUAGUACAUUUUCAUUUUGGUAGAUUUUGAAUGUUUUCAGCCUAGAAUAUAGGAUAUUAAGCCUGGGCCUGAAAAACAUUCUCAUAAACAACAGUGUACCAGUGAAAUUUAACAUCCUACAUCGAACACUAAUGAGUUGGGCCCAGCGUGACAAAGCAUUGCAAGAAACCAUCACAUUCACGGACAAAGGAAAAUUGAUUAGUCAUUUAGAUCAAAGGACUUUGGAGAAAUUUUAAGAAUGGAAGCCCUUAUUUAGCCACAAUAAAGAGCUUUACAUUUCUAAAGAGGUUAAAGAAAAUGCUCUUGUAUCAGAAGGCAAAUCCUGCCCACUAUAAACAAAAACCACGCAAGAAAAUUCAUAUGCUUAUCAUGACCUCUGAGUGUGAAACAAGUGGCAAAAAUUGCAUAAUAAAUUUGCUCAAUCAAAAUUUAGAACUAUCCAGAGUAUAAUCUACCUGCGAGAGAAAGAACACUUACUGAAACAAGCAGCAUUUUGGCGGGAUUGCCGGAAGUAAAAGUAGUGUGUUGCCUACUGCCCCCUUUUUCACUAAAAACGAGGGCGGCAGAGCGGGAAGAUCGAUUUUGACAGCGAUUUCCCGAACGUGGGCACCUCAUGAGACUACCCCUUUAAUCCCAAAACAUGUCUGUAUUGUGUUUGUUUUCAGGAAAGUGACAUGAAUGGACAGCACUUGUGGAUGGAUACAGAUGCUUCUGGAAACUCAUGUUACUCAAAUGAUUGUGAAUCACUGGUGAGAGAGUGUUUAUUUUAAUUAACCAAACCCAAAGGUGUGCUCUUAGGUAAAUUGAAAGUAGCCCAGUGCUCUGAACCUGUAUGAUCAAGGGUGCCCAGCACGUGAUUUGUGUGAUAAUACUGAUAAUAAUAAAGCCUGAGGCCAAAAGGUGGGUCCCAGGGGCCACCAGGCUCAUGUAGAGAACAGCCCUGAAGAGCUACACCUUUUUCAGUUUCUGCUUCUUUUAGCAUUUAAGCUGCAAUAUUUGUAAUCAUCAGUAGAUUUUUCAAUGUACUGUAAAACCCCAUUAAUCCCAACACUGAAGGGGCCAAUUAUGUGGGUCUGUAUUAACAAGGUGUUUGUAUUAAGCUGGUUAAAUUUAGAGAUGGAGCGGUUUUCAUUUGAGUGUCGAAAAGUAAUUGGUUUUGCACUUUCUACACGAUGCGAUUGGCUUAAAAGAUUCGCGCCACCUUUUCAUCCAAUCAGAAGUAAGACCAAAGCCAAUUGUGAUGCGCUCGCAUGCAUUUUCCCGCGCUUUGCGUCAGCCACAUGUAAUUACUUCGAGUUUUGAUUGGUUCAAUGUGUUGUCUGUGUCCUAUGUGAUUGGCCAGAGUAAUUACUUUGGUUUUGGUUUUACGACACUCAAACGAAAACCACUCUAAUGUAAGGGCUUUAGUUUCCCAAGGACAUAGCAAACUGUCUGUAAUAAAGAGGUGUCCAUAUUAAGUGGGAGUCUGUAAAGUGGGAUUUGACUGUAACUAAAGAGACGGGUAGUAAUUGUAUCAGGAGCGGUACAUGUAUCUUCAGGACUGCAUUUGUAAGUGAACUGACUCUAAUUAAGAGUUAUCCCUAUGGGAUAAAGGUCUUUGUUAAGAUGCUUAUAGGUAUACAGUGGAACCUUGAUUAUAUACAUAUAAUGAACCUCUUAUUAGGAUAUUCUUCACUCCGGUAUAGUACAACAUACAGAAAAGAACCUCGAUUAAUGACAAAACCUCAUUGUAGCGAACAAAUUUUGCCAGUUCCUUGACCCUUUGAAAAAAUAUUGUGAUUCCACUGUAUUGUGCUUAAAUUUAUUUAAGCACAAUACAUACAUGUAAUACAUUUACAGUGUUCUCCUUAUCAGGCGGUAACCGGUAAAAUUUACCGCCUGAAGCAACACUUCUUACCGCCUGCAACUGCUUAAAGGUUUACCAAAAUUAAAUAAUUUUUUAAAAAAAAAAAUAUGCAAGUUGUGAUCCGAUCCGAUCCUCACAAGAAAAUGAAUGAAUGUAUGGAAAAGUAUAGCUACCUAAGUACAAAACGUACAGCCCAAAAAUAAUGCACGUGCAGGAACUUCUUUUUGCAUCCGCAAGCUGGCAACUUCGUGUGGCUUUUUGCAGGGCGCUUGCGCUUGAAUCCAGCAAGACGCAAGAACUUCUUUUGCGGUUAUAAAUUUAACCACAAGAAUUUCCUAAAAUUAUCUUGAGCAAAGGUAACCUUUUAAGCGAGGAAAUGUUUACAAUUUUGGUAAAAAAGCAGCGCUUGAAAAAAGAAGGAACGAUCGUAUUAUGUUUCGCAAAAGAGCCGUGUAAUUUGAGACCGCACGUGCAACUGUGUCAACUUAAAGCGCUCUCGCAAAAAAAACAUGCUAAAGCAAAGUAAGGAAUAUUUUCACUAAAGGCUCUUUCAAAUUAGCGCAAUAAAGUAAUAAUAAUUCCCAUGUUUUCUUGUGGGCAGAAAUUCAACACCUUUGGUUUGUUUUGCCGAGACUAUGGUAUUGUACUAUGAAAUGAUCCAAAUAAUCAAAAUGUUCGAAACUACAGAUCGUUUUGUUAAAGAAACCCCUCACACGCUUUAUCUAACUUUGGAAAAGCUGAACGAUUGAAGUGUUCACUUUGCAGAGAAAACAGAAAGCUGUUCGCUUUCUCAGGCAACUUUUUACGUGUGUCCUUUCAUGAUUACCUUUUGCUGCCACAGAGUGAAUUAGUGUCAACGCUACAAAACGGUGUUGUAACAAAAUGGCGACAAACACUACAAACUUCUUUCAGGGUAACACUUCUAAAGAACUUCAUGCGCCUUCUUGAGGCUUGCGGUAAUUUUCUAGCUUCUUGCGGUGAAGAUUUUUGACUUCUUUCGUUUCAAAGUUCUUGCGGGUAAACCACAAAGGGUCCGCAAAAAUACGGCACUUUCACUUCUUGCGGUGGCUUGCACGUUCUUGCGGCGCAGCAACUUCUUACGCCCCUUUUUGCGCGUGCAUAAUUUUGGUUCUGUGCUAGUACUGUAUAUGCAGUUUUCCUUUUUAGGGACAUGCAUUUUGGAAAGAGAAGAUUAAAGACAUAGUAAAAUUAUUGGAAUCAAACGUUUUAAUUGGUCGUCUAAAGAUAACGACAGCAGAUUUGUGUAAAACAGGUCUUAAAAUAUGGGAAUAAAAAAUUUCCCAGUGAGGGCGGGUCCAUGUCCCUCACUCCACUGACCCCCCUCCCCCCCCUCUUAGAAAAGUAUAUAUUUUUUGCCUUACCGUCCAUGAAUGGUCCCUUACCUGCUGAGUGAAAAUUUAGGGAGAACACUGCAUUUAAUAUACAUACACAAUAUAUUUUCUAUUCUCUGCUUUCAAACUAUUUCAGUUUCCCAGAAUGAUUAAGAACUUAAUUGAAGUGUUUUGUUUAUAGAAAUCAGGACCAAGAAAGAAGUGUUCAGGUAUGUCUAGGAAUGAGUAUUAAUUUUGCAGAGGGAUAGAAUGAUAGAAUCAGGUUAUCGUUUUGUCUUGCCUGUUUUAUCAUAUGUAUGCAACUGCAGACACCUUUCAAGUUAGUGUUGAGGCCUUGUCUGGGUGCAUGUGUCCAUAUUCUGAAUUUUAAGAAUCCUUCAUUUCACAAAUUGAGGAGAGAACCAUGUCCUUGAUGGUGUUUUCACUUCUGAGUUUCCAGUAACUGGACAAUUCUUAUCUUCUUCAACAUCAGUUGGAGGCCUGGUCGAUUUAGUGGUUAACAAAUUACUGCUUGAGAUCGAUCUUUUUGUCUGGGACCAAGCCUUCAAUUGCCUCGCUUCCUUAGAUACAUGUAAACUAAUAAGCUUUGCUCCGCAUUUUUUGACAAACCUGAAAAGUUGUUGAGCAUGCAUUUUGUUGAUUUUAAAUUUCGUUAAUUGCUAUGGGAAUCUUCAGCAACAAAGUGUUAGUCUUAAGAAAUGGAUCUGUCUGGUGGUCAUGUCCGACUGCAAGUGGGAUUUCAUCAGACAAUGUCUGAUGACCGACUGUUAUUACCACUCAGUUUCAUCUGCCUUAUGUUGCUGAAAUUUAUAGAGGUCCUCUUAGUGGGUGUACGUAUGUCCUUAGUCUGAAUUUCAAAUAUUAUGGUUGUUUGGCAUUUUGAGUAGGCCAUGUUCCUGUUGGUAUUUAACCCAUCUUUAUCUUCUUUGUCGCCAUUUCAUCUAGUCUUAUGUCACUGUUUCAAGGCCAUGUAGCUUGUUGAAAUUUUACCCUAACAGGGCCUCUUUGUAUAGGUAAUAGCAUGAUUUGUAGUGAUAUUUGGCAUAAAUACCAAGAGUGAUAUUUUGAAAUUGUUGUACGUAAUUUCACGAGCCGUUAGGCGAGUGAAAUUUGAGACAACUUUGAACUAUCCGAAGUGGUAUUUAUGCCAAAUAUCACGUACAAAUCAUGCUAUUAUUUGUUUAUACCACUACCAGCUAAAGUUUUGUAAUUUUCACAUGUAGGUAUUUCAAAUGAAAAACCACUGCUCUAAGCCAAUCAAAUUGCAGAAAUUUCUCAUUUAGUGGUAUAAAAAGUGGAAUUUUAUAGUUUUUUCUUUCAUUCUUGACGUUGUAUUACAGUAGCUAAUAAAGAAAGUGUAUUUUCAUUUUGACCCUACAGCUUGUAAAAUUAUUGUACAUACAAAGUGUAUAGAACAGCUAUACAGGGUAAGUGUAAAGUUGUAUUUGAUAAAUAAUAUGUCAAGUCCUUAUGGGUGGCUUAGUCCUCUAUGGAUGGUGUAAUUAUCACAUUAAAUUUUGACCCUGCUCACUAUAGAGCCUCCAGUAGCCUUAGUGGUGAGAGCAUCGGAUCUAGAACUAAGAAUUUUUUUCUGAGUUAUCUGGUGUUUGAUAUCUCCUUUUAAGUUUCUUGUUGAUUUUGAGUGACAUUGCAAUACAGGAUUUUACUUGCCAAGACAUGAGAUUUCUUUAGUUAUCCUGUAAGCAAAAUAAUUUAUUUUGCAAUAAACUGGUCCUCAUCUUGACUGGACAUUUUACUGAAUGAAAAAAAUUGUUUAACAUCAGUCUUGUUUCCUCUUUAACUUCCCUAUCUACUAUCUAGCUACUGAUCCGUCUUCCUGUAUUACCUGUCAGAGGAGUUGAUCGAUGCUCAUGAAAAACUGUCAAAAAAAAAUCAAUAUUAUUAUUAAUAAUGUUUUGAAAAUGGUUUUGGACAAUUUGGUACAAAUUUUAGGAUCUGCACAAGACUUUUUUGCAGUUGUUACUAGCUUGUACACCUCGGUUCAAUCUCUGUUGUCAAGAAUAACCUGAAAUAAAAUGAUAGGGAUGUGUAUGACUUGUCGGUACAUUUUGCAUAGAGUUCUAAAGUGACGACGUCAUAAAAAUUAAAAUUUUGAAAUUAUGGGAUUUGUUUGGAUAUUUUGAAAGAACAACAUCUGAAAGGCCUACUUGCCAAAAACUAGCAUUGUGGGGCAAACUGUCUCAGAGAUACCAGACCUGUUUUGCUCUGAUGACUCCAUGCAAAUCCUUCUAAAUUUGAUGUGGUUCCUGAUGUUAUGAACUGAGUCAAAUUUAGACAGAUUUGUAUGGAGUCAUCAGAGAAUAACUGGGCUAAUAUCUCAAAGACAGUUUGCCCUGAAAUGCUAAUAUACAUAGGCCUUUUGGAUAUUGUUCUUUCAUAAUACCCCCAAAAAUCCUAUAGUUUCACAAAGUAAAUUUUUUAUGACGUCAAACUUUAAGACUCUAUAGGUAUAAAUAUUAUUGAGCUCUUUACAAGACGUUUUUGUUCUGAAUGGUGUGUUUUUUGUGUUUUUCCAUUUCAGAUAAAUUUCAAAUGCAAACCAACAUUUCGGGAAAUUCACCCCAAGGGUACUCAUGAGGUAAAAACUUGAUGAACUUGUUGUGUUAAUAUACUGUACAGCAUUUCCACCAUAAGUUUAGGAGCUGUGUCACAGAUUCAACCAAAAUUCUAUUAGUAGGAACUACAACCAAAUUGAAAUAAUUACUCAAAACGUUAAAAGAGGGUAUUAAAAACAGUCAGCUGAUACAAAAGUAAGCAUGGGUGGACAAACUUUAAAUAUAUUAAAACGGAUUGAAGUUGUAGCUUGUUGUUUGCAAAGUUUGAUAUGAUGCUUGGGAAGUACAGUGUUUGGACAAGAAGCUGUGAUUUUGUCAUUUACAAGUAAUUUCUUUGUUAAGGUUAAGUUUCAUAGUGCAUAAGGAAGUGUAAUAAAUGCAUUUAAAUGCAAUUUAAAGGAGUUCACAACUAAGAGCGUCUUAAGUGCCAGAGGUCAGCGGUCUUUUGGCAUGCGCAUGCCCAGUAGCUCGCUACAUCAAUCAUUUGAUUCAGUGGUGCGUAGAGUUUUCCUUUGCGCUGUGUUGUUCAUCCCACCUCUAGCUCUCCUUGCACUGCUGUGAUAAAUAUUUUUAUAACUGGUUAGUUUAUUUUAAUGGAUACAUGUACUAUAAGCAGUUUUGUCUUAAUCCUUGGCAUUAUUAAAAGCUGUUUUUACUCCAGGCAUCAUCAGUAAAUGUAGAACACUAAUUUCUCAAUUUGAUUGGUAAAGCUCCUACACUGUAUACCUUUUUAGAGUAACGUGCGGCAUCACUGGGUUCAUAGGCGGAAACAGGAAGGCAAAUGUCAUCAUUGUGGCAAGGUAUUUUCAACCUGAGAACUUGUUAGUUACCAUAAAUAAUGAUAAAUGACCAAAUAGAGGUCCACUUCCAUUUAAUAAACGCCCACUCUAUGCUUUUAAAAUUGUAUUAGACACCCCUCUCUAAUAAAUGCCUCCUGUCUAAUAGAUGCCCCUUGUGAAAAUUUAAGUGCAAAAUGUUAGAAAGUAGCUAAAAGGAGCAAAAUCAUUCUAUUUAUUCAGUAUCUUGGUUAAUUAACAAGGCUUUGCAUAUUUAAUCUUGUUCAAUGUCAAUUUUAUAGUAAGGAUAGACUAACGAUCACAACACAGUAACCCUGAGCGAGGAUUCUGACAUUGAUGUUGGGAUUUGAAAGAGUGAUAUGGGUCUCGUCAGUGACAAAAUUGUUGAGACAUACUCAAAUAGGGUAACUUCAGAGAGCGUAAGAAUCCAUACCCCUCCCCUGUCCCCUCCAUUCAAAGUUGGGGUGUUUUUUUUUUCUAAAGGUAGCUCCAACAGCGGCACAACAUUGCGUGGAGGGGAUGGGAGAGGAAAAGCUAUAUUUUCCUCUUUUGAAGUCAGGAAAACGUCAAAAAGCCCCUUUAGGGCAAAAGGUCUCAACUUAUUUUGUUGCCGAUUGUAGAAACAUGUCCAGACGUAUCAAUGGAUGGAGUGGAUAUUCCGCUUUUUAAAAAAGUCUCUUGAUAUUUUUGCUGAAGCAUAUUAGGAUUGUUGAGCUUGUUACAAUUAAGAGAAUAUAUGCCUCUCUCUGUUAGAUGCCUCCUAUCUAUUAAACACCCUCGCUUGGACCCUUAAAUUCAAAUAGAUGCGCCAGUCAUUUAUUAGGUCAUUUAUGGUACUGUAAAUCAGUUACAGUACUGUUCAAAAGUGGUGGUAGUGUAUCAAGUGACCAGUGGAGGUUUUCUUGGAAUGUUGAAUUUUUCUCAAAAUGCACAAAUGUUCAGUAGCUUAGGACGGUUUUUUAUUCUGACGUGGAGCGGCUUUAAAAAUAUCCUCCUGAAAUGUUGUAUCUUUCUCCUGCUACUAGAAUUCUUAAUGAAAACCCUGAGUUUUUAUUUCUCAUGUAAAAUAUUCUAUGAUCUAUACUUGUUCCUACUAUAGACUGAUAAAUUUCCAGGCAUUACAAAGGGUGCGUACUCAAUGAUAAUGAUGCAGAAUGCUUUCUUUACAGUCAUUGUACAAGCAUUUCUUUAAACAUAUAAUUAUUGGUUAAUCUUCUGUUCUUUAAUCUUGAUAAAUUUACUUUUGUUUUCUUUCUGUGGCAACAGUCUUUUCAACAUAAGCUGUCCUUUCAAUCCAAGGUAAAUCAUUUUACUUGUAUGUGAAUUUUUAGUUCCUGGUGGUUUGUUAAGAAUAGAAGUCAUUUUCUUGACAAGAUUGUGAUGAAAACAGUGUCUGGGAUUCAUGUAGGUUUUUUUAGUUGUUAAAAAGUGACUAUUUGCGUGUUGACAAUAAACAUUUUAUAGUCGAACCUCUCCACAAUGGCCACCUUGGGGACGGAAGAAAGUGGCCGUUCUGGAGAGGUGGCCGUUAUGGGGAGGUUGGGGUGUCAUAUGACAAUUUUUUCAGGGAGUACAACUUGUUUAUUGUGCUAAGUUUGUGCAUCCCAUAAUGGUACAUGUAAUUAUCCAAUCACAAAUAAUGUACAGAGAGAUGGCUGUUACUGGAGGUUCGACUGUAGUUUUCAAAGUAUUGUGUAGUUGUCCUGUUUAGUUGUCUGUACAAUAGCUUCCCCCUCCAUACGUCCAGGAAGGUCGUCUUGCUCAAGUAAAAGCGAUUUGAAUAAACAAAGAUUGGACAAAUUUUCCUACACUUGAUGUUGAACAAGCAUUCAUACAAAUUUGAUAUGUGGGGAUAAUUCCUGUUUAUUUAUUUUCACUGUUGGGUAUCCUCUGUAAAAAUCUUGUAUGAAAGCAGCCUUUGAUACUCCACUCAAACUGUUUUAUGUACCAUUUGUAUUGUAGCAAAUGAUUAUCUUUUUUCAAACAGGAUAUCAUCGCAAUCAGUUGUUCUUGGUGCAAAGCUGCAGUAAGUGACAUUGUAAUUAAAUUUUUUUAGUGUUAUCCAAAAAAAAAUUAACGUAGUGCUGAGUUUCUGUAUGAUAACUGGUCUUUUCUCAAGCAUGGAGUUAUUUUUAGAACCUUGACCCAGCGUAAUGUAACAUACUUGUCGUUAAACUGAAUAAGCUGAUUUCUUUUCAGUACCACAACAGAGUAGAGUGUUUCAAGAUGCAGAAGAUAGAUGAAAUGUGUGAUUUGGGAGCUCAUGCCAAUCUUAUAGUUCCUCCAUCAUGGGUUGUCAAACUCCCCCCUAAAAGAGUAAGUCAUUUUUCUGUCAUUUGUCUGUCUAAUGAACUGUUCACCCCCCAUUCCCACCCCCCAUAUUUGCGAGUGAACAUGUAUAUGUUACAGGUCAAACCUGAUUUCAGUUUGAAUUUUUUAAACCUAGGUUGAUUCUCAGUUUCCUUUACCUCCUAGCCCUAAUUAUCCAUGAAUUAGGGCCAGGGGCCCGUUUCUCGAAAGUCCCGAUUAUUAACGGGCCCGGUAAGCUGUCUCCGUUUACGUUAAAGAUCGAAGUUUCAAUAGUUUUACAUCUAACAUGAUGAAACUAUCAGUUAAUGAAACGAAAUGGAGUAGUUUGCUUGCCAGGACCUGCGCUCUUAUUCUUUAUAUUUCGAUUUGAAUAUUUGAUUUCGGGCCCGAAAAGUUACCGGGACUUUCGAGAAACGGGCCCCAGGAAAGUAAGGAAAUUGAGAAUCAGCCUACAACAGGUUAAAUGAAAAUCAACCUGAAAUCAAAUUUGACCUGUAACAUAUAUUGUAUACAAAUGCCUCACUUUCAAGUUUUAGUUGUAUGUUUCUUUUUGUAGUAUCUUAUAAUGGUACGAAACAAAUGUGCAAUUCAAGUUACCAGUUGUCUUAUUUCCUUUGAUACAUUGCUUUGACUGCAUUUUUUUUUGCUACACGAUUCCCAUCAUGCACUUUUGAGUAGCACAUAUUUCGAAAAAACAGUGAAAUCUUCUGCGUUAUCCAUCUUGAGUUUAUGUGCUAUUUUUUUUAUGUUUAAGGUAAGAGGUUCUUCUAUGAAGAGAGGCAGCUUUAAUAAAAAGAGAUCUGUUAAGAGAAAAUCUACAAAGGUUUGUUUUCUUAUAAUAAUUAGUGAGGGCCCGUUUGUUGUUUGCCUCACAAUCAUCACUUUGCCACUGAUCACAGCAACAUUACCGGACGAUGAUGUCUGAACUUUUGAUAUUCACUGAUGCAUUAAUCAGUUCAUAUUACUUCAGUCAGUCACAGUACCGCUACGUACAAUAUUAUUUUAAUGUCUAGAUAAUUGUUAUUUUUCAGAUAAAUUCAACUAAGCUUCUUAUAAAAAUAACAGUUAUUCCUUAAACCAUUUUUUUGUCAUGUUUAACCCCGGCAAUUUCUGUUGAUGCUAACACUAUCUCUUUGCUAUUCAUUUCUUCAAGUUUGUUUGAGUCAAUUUUUGUUAUGUUUUGUUGAUGGUGAACACUUAUAACAGAAACAGAGCAGUAGUGAGAGUGACAGCGAUGACUUCAUCUUGCUUGAUCUUGACUGGUACCAUAACUGCAACAAUCCUUGCUGUAAUGUGAGGUUUUAAAGAAAUUUAAUCUAAAAACCAUUAAUAAGAUCUUGUGAUGAUUUUGCUAAUUAAAAAUUUAACACUUUUUGCCAUUGUUAUUAAAAAUGCUAUGUGUUAAAGAGACUGCCGAGCAACUGUAACCAUAAAAGAAAUAAACUGUAAUCUUAAUUUUCAGUUUAAAUGCAUUGUAUUGCCUGCGUUAUAACACCAGACCCUUUGUUAAUUUGAAACACUAACAGAAUUUGCAAUUGUCAUGUUAUUUCUUUAACUUCUCCAUAAUUGAAAAGCAAGCUUUGUCUUCUUCGUGUGUGAAUAAAAUAAUUAUUUUUUUAAUCUUCUUGUUAGUUGAAAAACAAUUUUCCCGUAUUUUAUGUGCAAUCCCAAUUUAUUGGCAUAUUAAUUAUUAGUAUUGUCCAUAUUUCCUAAGAGCCUUGUCUGAAAUAAGUCCUAGGAGUGGUUUUGAACAGAAAUCUUCUAAAUUGAUAUUUAGUACUAAUCGCUGCUGUGAUAAAACUUAUGUUGAACUCAGUCUAAGUUGUUGCAAGUGAUUCAAGGAAGCUUAUAACACCUAUGAAUAAGUUCAAACUUAAGAUUUUUUACUUAUUUUUGACACUUUGAGCAGCUCUUUUACUGCUUAAAAGAAGCAACGAUUUAGUGUGCUUUUUAUUCUCUUUUUUUGCCCAGAGUUAAAAAGUACUUUAUACAGUGGAACCCUGCUAUAACGAAGACCUCUUGAAAACUAAAAGCUUCUGAAAGCCUGGCAGAAUUACAGUAAAAUAUGUGGAAACGAACCCUGCCAUAACAAUUAGAUUUUGACGCUCCCAACCCACAAUUGACCCCGCUGUAGCAUAUAGUUGUUCCAGUUGCUUGCAGAGUCAUUAGAAACAACAUAUUUGAGUAGAAAUUACAGCUUGCUUUAUUCUGGUUUUGAGAAAUACGUGUACGUCUGUACUAUUGUAGUGUUCAAUUUAUGCUUCAGCAUGCUGACACAUCUUCCUGUCUUGCAGUAUUGAAUUUUUGGUAAUUAUUAUUUAUUAAAUUACCCCACUGUAACAAAUAUUUUUGCUGUUAACCAGAUAAUUUGAUAACAAAGACCCCACUAUAAUGAACAGUUUUUUCGGUACCGUGGCACUUCAUUAUAGCUGAGUUCCACUGUUUAAGGUCAUCAUCACAUUUUUGUUUUGAACUCCUUAAUCAACAUUUAAAUUAUUUAAAUUUACCAUUAAUCUAUAAUUAGUUAAAUCUUUACUUCAUAACAGCCUUUACUUCUUAUUUCUUACACAUUUGAUAAAAGAAUAAUAAUAACCUCGUUGCUUCUUUUUUCUUCAGGAAAAAAAACCGUUUGUGGUAAGUUAUGGCUUACUUUCAUUUUCUAAAAACAGAAAUCGGCUGCCUUGUUUCGUUAACCAUGCGUUUUGAGUACUCUGUUGGUACACUGCACAUAAUUUCAUGAUUUUUGCAAGACAGUAUUUUGCGGGGUUUUAUUUUGACAACUUUUUUAUUUGCAGCAAACAAAUAUGAAAAUUAGAGGAUGUGAGGAUUUAUAUUCACGGGUCUUUAAUUUCGGGAAUUUUUGACGAUCAUGAAAAAUGCGUAAUUAAGGACCCACAAAAGUUUAAUCCCAUGUUUACUUAACUAGAUCAAGCCUUCUGGAUCUGCUCAACGCAAGCCUCUACUUGUGUUCAUAAACCCAAGGAGUGGUGGAAAUCAGGUUGGCUGUCAUCUUAAGUAUUCCUUCUAAUCAUAACUAUAACAAAAUUGUCAAAUCGAAUUGGCUUUCAACCGUUCUGAUUUCCAUACUAAUAGGACAGUGUAAUAGGACAGUACAAGUCAUGCCUUAGUAAUUGGACAGUACUCAAGUACAUGCCAUCAAAUGUGCGCACUUGAAUAGGUUUUUUAUUUUCACUUCUAGCAAAAAACGGAACAUCCUGUGUUUGAAUUGGUAACAGAACUUUGUUUUGUCCAAUUCAGUUUGUAAUCAUGGUGUUUAACAAAAAUCGGACUCCCCUAUGCUGUUAUGUAAUUUUGUUAAUCACUUCUAUGAUUACAGACGGAAUUGGGCCCCACUUUGGUCCUAUUGUUAAGUUUAUUUUUUUCAUUCCUAGUUCAAGUUAUAGCACUGUGAUUUGUCACUCUUAUGAUAAAUUCUCUGGCUUGAAAAUUACAGUAAAAAUAGAUAUUGUAUUAUUUCUAAUAAAAUCGGCACAGAUUAUGGGGAGGUUUAGCCAUUGUCAUCACAUACUACACAGCUUUUAUUACAUGUGUGGGAAUUUAAUAAAUUAUUAUUUCUUACCACAGGGUGCAAAAAUCAUGCACAAGUUCCAGUGGCUGCUGAACCCCAGACAAGUUUUUGAUCUAUCCAAGGGGGGAGGAGGUCCCAAAAUGGGGUAAGUAUUCAUCAAAUCUCAUUAUUUUUUCUUUAUUUCAUUUAUUUCACUUAUUAUGACUUGAAUUGUGGGCCAGUUGUGACUGACAUCAAUUUUCUAAUAACAACAUUAGCAGAUCAUCAAGAGUAAAGUUUAUGAGAAUUACUAAAUUAAUUACCAAAGGGAGAACGCUUUGAUCUUAAACCAAAUUCUCCCAACUAUUCUUCAAAGAAAUGUAUGGAGAUCAGUCUGGAGAAUUUGUAUGUGGAUCUUGGAGCUUAAAGGGUUAAGAUUCUGAUUCAGAGUUGAAACUUAGAUUACAUUGUCAGUCAUAUGCAAUAAGCAGGUGGGGAACUGACCAGCUGGUUUUUUAAAAAAAUUCUCAAAUUCUGUUCAUGUUUACAUUUCCAGUCUGCAUCUUUCAAAUAUGUUGUUCUUUUCGUUGCAGACUUGAAUUGUACAGAAAGGUUCCAAAUCUUAGAAUACUGGCUUGUGGAGGAGAUGGCACUGUGAGUUACUUUUUAAACCUUUUGUGUGGUCCACCUUGAUGACUCAUAAAUAAUGAGUUAUUAAAGUUCCUGCACUUAAAGAUUAAUAGACAAGUAUUUUGUAGGUGGCACACUUGCAAAUUUUGAAGUGUAACUUAUGUUGCCUUUUUUGUGUCUUGUCCAGGUUGGCUGGGUUUUGUCUGAACUCGACAAGCAAAAAAUCACACCCCCACCCCCAGUUGCAGUGCUUCCACUGGGAACAGGAAAUGACUUGUCAAGAGUGCUCAACUGGGGAGGGGUGAGUAUGCUGACUGGGCUUCAUUGAGUAGUUGUGUUAUGUGGCAGUUGUGGAGGAGUGAGUAUAUCAAGAAGAAGACUGUAGUGUUUAUCCCGGCCAGAACAGAUGGACAUAAUAAGAGUGUGGUCUUACAGCAGGGUUCUACUGGAAGAUGAUAGUACAGUAAUAGCUAUAGCGAAAAGCUGACUUGCUAUAAAAUUAUGUUUUGUUGUAGGGUUAUACUGAUGAACCAUUGUCUAGAAUUCUCACGCACAUUGAUCAAGGAAGUGUUGUACAACUAGACAGGUAUGGUCUGAUUUUAAUUAGACCCUGACCACUAACCGUUUUGUUUGAAAAUUCAGGCAUUUACAUGUAUUUCAGCCUUGAAUCUGUAAUAAAAUGAUCAAAGUAUAGUAUUUUAAUCCAAUAAAGCCCAGCAAGCGAAUGUUUCUGGAUCAGUACAAGAAUUUCUUUCAUUUGAUGAAGUAAGCAAAAGUGAAGGAUGAGAAUAUGAAAACUUGCCUUUUCCAUGCCCCUCCCUUGUUCUUGUGUUUGCGUAAUAAUAUUGCUUUUCACUCUACCUGUGAACUGGAGUAUAAGUACAGUCAUUGCCAUUUGUUUCAAUACGUUCUUACUUGUAUAAUCUUUGUUAUUAUAUAAGAACAUUUAUGUUAUGCUUAUUUUGUACAUGUAAACCAAUCUUCAGCCACUGCUGAUAGACUUUUAUUUAGUCAGAUGUACCCACUCGCACUGGUCCCAAAAGUUUGAAAAAGUCAAUUUUUUUAGUUCUACUCGCUGCAGAGUACCAUACAGAAAAAGUAUACGUGUAGGUAAUUUCAUGAGCCAUUAGGUUGAUGCACUUUUCUUAGUGUUUUGGUUUUCUGAAUUUGUGUAUUGAGUUCUUGAAUCUCUUCCUCUUGAAAAUCUAGAAGUCUUUCCGCCAUUGUUUUUGAACUUGCCUGGCCACCUUGUCUCGUGGUUUUGGUUAGCAUGGAAACAGUAACUUUCGUGUGUAGGUAUUUCAAAUUAAGCUGAAAUGCCACUGUUCUAAGGCAAUUAAAUUGCAGUAAUUUCUCAUGCAGUUGAAUAAAGGCUAUAAUUAAUUAAGAUGACUGACUUUUCCAGAUGGAAUCUUGAAGCAAUGGCAAACGAAGCAGGUGAAAUUGACCCCAGUGACGAAGCAGUGGCAGACAAGGUACAAACAUGAUUGGUGAUUCAGUGCAGAGUAAUAAUAGAGGACUAGAAAAUCCGGCCAUGGGAAGGGAGAUCAUUUACAAUGUAGCAAAAAUAAUAGUCACUAUUAGAAAACAUAUGGUACUAUAUGGGAGAGGCUUCAUUUGGUCACAUUAAGAGGAUUUUCAUCAGCACACUUGAAAUUUUAGAGCCACCAUAGCUGCAUUGAGAAAAGUAUUCAUUUGCUAUUGAUCUACAGUUUUCUAAUGAGCAAGCAGUGUUAUCACAAUUAUUUUCUUGAUCAUUCUAUGUCUUUGUGAUUUGCAGCUUCCAUUGAAUGUAAUGAACAACUAUUUCAGCUUAGGAUUUGAUGCUGAAGUUUGUUUAGAAUUCCAUGAAUCAAGAGGUGAGUAUUGCAAUAUGUUUAAAUUAAGUGUUUUUAUAUUUUAUUUGAGCCUUUUAGCUAGUUUGUUUUUCAUUAUCUUUAAUGUAGAUUGUAAUAAGGAAUACAAGGCAAGGUAAAAUUAAGAUUAAGCCAGUGAAAUUAUUGUCGAUCAGCAUAAGCAUUAACUAAUCCUUCAAGUGAAGUAUGCAGAAUUAAAGUUACACCGCGUGAUUGCGCAAUAAAAGUUGAGUCAGAGCAUUUAAAAUUGCCAAAAUAGGUGAGAAGCCUAAAGAUCUGCCUCAUAUGUCACAUUUCCAAUGAAAUCAGAAGUUCCUUUGCGUGUUUGUUUUGGCAGCAAGUAUUAAACAAAUUCAACAAGCUAAAGGAUAGCAGAUGCUUCUUGUCAUUCUGAUUGAUCAUUGGCGCAAAACUUUCUAGCUAAGGAAUUUCCUAGUGAGAAUAAAUGCAAAAGGUUAUUUUUACAGUUCACGCCUCUGGUGGGUGCAAGCCGAGAACAGUUUGGAGGACUUCCUUUCUGGUUCUUGCUAAAAUCGUUUGUCUUACUGAGUGUCGAUUUGUAUCUGUUUUCAUUUGCUUGCAACAUGUGAUUUGACUUGCUGUCUUGAAAUUUUUAAUGACCCUUUUUUCGUUAUUUUUCUUUUUCCAGAGGCUAAUCCAGAAAAAUUCAAAAAUAGAUUUAAAAAUUUUGUCUUUUAUGGGAAGGUGAGUGUUGCUUGUUGCCAUACAUGUUUUCUUAGUUAUGUCUGUGUGGUAGGUGAAGAAAGUUCAUUUUCAAAACAAGCCCAAUAUUUUAGUCAUGUUUAAAAGCAUUGUGCGCGCUCUGAAGACUGAGUUUUUUUGUUUUAGGCUGGCAGUGCCACCUUCCUACAACGAAAGGCCCAUAAUUUUUUCAAAUACACUACUCUACAGGUAUUGGUCCUUCCUUUCUGUUCUUAGUGCCUUUCUGUCCAUGUACUUGCGUCAUUCCAUCACCAGUGCUUUAUAUGGCAGCCAAAAGCAAAUUCGUUAGGUGUCUUCAUCUUGUCUUUCAGUGUGAUGGAGUUGAUCUUACCGAAAAACUUCAAGAAGCCAAGCCUUUAUGUCUUUUAUUUGUUAAUAUACCUUCGUAAGUACCUUUGUUUAUUAUGAUUGCUUUUUCUUCAAUGUCGGCUCUUCCUAUCAUUGCGAAGCAGGAACUAAGGUUCUUGAUGGUAUGAUCAUAACUUUUCCAGCCGUCUGAUACUCUUGGGCCCGGUUCAGUCGCCGAACUUUUCGUGAGCCGAACCUAAUACAUUGAAUUAGGUUCAUGAAAAGUUCGACGUCGGAAUCAGUUAGGAACGCCUAUUUCAAUGGGCCAUUUCCGAGUUCCCCCAGGCCUGUAUAUCAAAGUGAGGUUAAGUGCUCAGCCUUUGAUAUGGAAAUGAUUUUUCAUUCUCAUCCAAAUAUAGCUCAUUUUCACAAGAAAGGUUGUGUACUUGGCCUCAUUUUGAAAGUGAGCCUUUUUUUAAACUCGGAAAUGCCCUAGUUGGAACAGCUCAGCCGUUCUUCCCCCCUAGCCAGGCCGGGAAUUUUGCCUUUGGAGCGACUUUGGAACGGUUUUGAUUCAGACGACAAACUCGUCAUGUGCCUUACCUAAUGUAUAAAUUAUUAUAACGUAUUUUGCAAGCAGUUUGACCGAAAUAGCAUUUUUAUCCUUUUGACUUUAGUUCGACUGGAAUUAAGAUCGAUGUCUGAAUCAGUUCAGCCGGUGUAAAUAAUUUGGGUCGGCUUUAAUUCGAAUUAGGUUCGGCUCAUGAAAAAAGAUCGGCGUCUGAACCCGGCCUUACCAGUAUAGUUUGGCUUUAUUUUUUAUUAUUCGUUUUUCUAGGUAUAGUGCUGGAACGUCUCCAUGGGGCCAUCCUGGGAGAGAAAGUGUAAGUUUGUAUCCACUAACCUAUGGACUGUGACCCAAGUAAAAAGAAAACCAAUUGAAUUAAAUCUUGUAAGUGAGAUUAGUAUUAUUGACUUUUGGUUGCAAUUUGGUUUCAGGAUUUUCAGCCUCAAAGGUUUGAUGAUGGUCUUCUGGAGGUGAUAGGUCUCAACACCGGUAGUCUGGUAGGUAAACUAUAUUACUUGCCCGCCUGCUGGGAACUCGGUUAGAGCAACCCAGAUCUGGCAAGCGGGCCUGUCUGCCUUCAUAUGGGAAAUAUUGCACGGGUAUUAAAGGCUAAUUAUGUAUAGGAAUUGUGUCGUAACUUGGUUACAGCAAUAUCACUUUGUUGAUAGUAUUUUGAUUAAUAAGGCAAAGAGUUAGAACGUAGUUGUUUGUCGUGCGUUUUUGACUGUCGUGUUGUUGUUUGCAGGCUACAACACGUGUAGGAGGACACGGUGAGAGAAUAGCACAGUGUAAAGAGGCUGUUCUCGUCACUCGCAAGGCCCUACCCAUGCAAGUGGAUGGAGGUACGCAUGCAUAUCCAUUUAAGCGAAAUCUGGGAAUGUGAAAGAUUGAAAGUAAUAUAGUUGUUCGAGGGGGCUAUUAACGCAGCUGCCUGUACUAAUGGUAUUGUGUUAGUUGCUUGUCAUUUCCUUAUGGAUGUUUUUUUACAGUAUACAAAGUAAGAUCUUAGAGCAACUUAGAAUUUAUUCUGCUAUAAUCGUUUAGUUCUUCCUUCUUUUAUGUUUACUAGAGGUUUAAUUAAAUUCUUGAAAAAGUGAAGAUAGCGUUUUGUUGUAGAGCGGUUUUCACUUGACUGUCGAAAUUGGGAUUGGUUUUGGUUUUGGUUUUGGUUUUACUACGCCCUUUGGUUGGCUAGUGUAUUUACUUUGGUUUUGGUUUUACGACAGUCAAGUGAAAACCGCUCUAAUAAGAUGAUACACUAAAUAACACUACCAUAAAAAGUGCAGCUCAGUUACUUUCAUUAAUAUAAGCGAUACAUCCACAGGCUAAAACUUUGGACAAGAAAAAAAUCCCCGUUUUCUCAACGUACGUUUGUUAUGUAUAUCUUUGGGGCGGGGGGUGGGGAUGAGUUUAAAAUUUUCCUUAGAAUACUAAUUUGAGACAACUCAUCACCAAAUGCAAAGUGUCUCUCUCUUUUGUGAAAAUUUAUCUUGUUUUUUUACUUGUUUCAGAACCUUGCAGAAUGACUCCGUGCAUAAUACGGAUUUCUCGAAGAAACCAGGCGAACAUGAUACAAAAAGUAAAGGUCAGUAAGCCUCUCUGUUCAGAUUCAACUAUAGGUCAACUUUGUAUGAAUGAACAGAUACCUGGCUUGGCUACGGACGCAAGCAAAACUAGUUACGAGAGAAUGGCUGGACAACCGACAACUUUAACUAACAAUAAAUUACUGUUUAACUCUGUCAACAGACGGUUCAAAACGCACCAAUGACAUUACGAGUCUUCAUAGCCAAUAACAUCAUGGCUUAACUGACAGACUACCAAUAACAUCGCGACUUAACUGAACAAUCAGGUCAAUAACCUUUAAUACCAUCAACUGACGUGAUACAACUCAUUUUGAAUCUGAAGAUGACUAUGGCACAGGUUGUCGAAACGUCAGUCACUGUCAACAACAGUCAGGACUACGUUCACCUGCAAGAUCAUGCUCAACGUACCUAAGUCAAUAAUUAUAGGUACUAUGCUUGGCUGAAGCAGUGAACCUAUCCUCGUACGAGUGCGUCUAAGUUUGUAUUCCUAUGCAGACUCUUGCGUUUAAUGUUUUUCGCACAAGAAAAGGUUUUUUCCCAGCUUUUUCAUUGUGGGCCUGCUUACGAAACAAUCCGCUGACGAUUGUUCUCGUGUGGACGCAGAUGUUUGUGUGUUUGCAAACUAAUCCGGACUCGUUUGAACACGGCCUGACGCUGUCAAAUUUUGAGUUGAGCUUACGAAAGGGCCGUUUUGAUCGACGCACGUCAACCGCAUGUGACCUUUUUGCAUUCUUGGCAGUGGGUUUGCCCAAAUUUUCGGGCAUAUUAUCUCCAUAGGGGUAAAGACACCUAGUAAUGCAAAUUUGGUAGCGUCGAGGUAUGUGACUUUAUUAACCAAUCUUGCAGUAACAGUAUUUUCUUUAUUCAUUAGACAAGAACGAUAGGAACCAACUCAAGCAUGGGGUAAGAGUACUAAAAUUAUUUGCCGUAGGGAUUAGGCCGUUUCGGAGGUCCAAAAACCCUCGUUUUCAGUGCGAGACUAAGGGCGCUUUGCAUUUAUCAGAACUAGCAAGCCGGACCAAGGUAUAUACAAUCUGUGUUGAACUUGAUAGCGGACGUCCUCGUGGACAUCCAUAAUAUGGUCAAUUGACAGAUGUCAAAAAGGGUAUUUGCUGACCAGCGUCACCUGACUGUAUCGCGGACUCAAGUGGCUUUACCAGUCAUUUUGACAAUAAAAUAGGCUUUUAUGAAGAGUUUUAGCUGAAAAACCAUCUCUUCGUGCAUACUAUUUAGGAUUUGCGUGAUCUGGCUGGAUAGUUUUGAUUGAAAGCGAAAUUCUCGUUACGACGGAAAUAGCCUGGCUGCUCAGCUCAGACAAAUGGGUUAUUCUUUCAUGUUACGCUUACGCCAAAUAGACCUACUGUUUCAUAUAAUAGUAAUAGAAUGUCCAUACUCAUGUAUACCCUGUAUACCCUGUAUACCCAUGUAUACCCUGUAUACCCAGUAUACCUUAUAUACCCUGUAUGCCCAUGUAUACCCAGUAUACUUUGUAUACCCUGUAUACCCAUGUAUACCCUUUAUACCCUGUGUAUACAGGGUAUACAAGGUAUACGAUAAACAGUCUAUUACUAUUACAUGAAGGAUAUAUCUAUUUGGCGUAAGCGUAGCAGGAAAGAAUAACCGACAAAUGGAAAGCGCCCUAAGUGCAAAAAACCUUUUUUGUGAUGUCCGCUUUUAUUUAAAUGAUAGAGCGGUUUUCAUUUGAGUGUCGAAAAGUAAUUGGUUUUGCACUUUCUACACGAUGCGAUUGGCUUAAAAGAUUCGCGCCACCUUUUCAUCCAAUCAGAAGUAAAACCAAAGCCAAUUGUGACAUUUGCGUCAGCCACAUGUAAUUACUUCGAGUUUUGAUUGGUUCAAUGUAUUGUCUGUGUCCUAUGUGAUUGGCCAGAGUAAUUACUUUGGUUUUGGUUUUACGACACUCAAACGAAAACCACUCUAAUACAUUGUUAGAUGUUUAGCAAUGUAUACAGGGUUUCCAGCAGUAACCGGAAAUGGGUCGCUUUAUCCACUUUAGUCUGCCUUUAGAAUCUCGACGAAUCUCGUGUACUGAAUCAUAAUUUAUUUGUCAUGCGUGUUUUAUGUUGGCGCUGAUGAAUUCAUCGAGUUAAACUGUUAUUCGUUAUUUUCAAUUUUUCCAGGCCUGUUGCAUGUCCUGAGCCAGUCAAGAUACAGAUCUACAGUGUAGGAUUUAAGGAAUACGAAAGACACUGUUAUGAAUUAUCAGAGAUGCGAGAGACAGGUGAGGAUGCGUGAAUCAUCUGUUUUCUGGGAGUAUUCGCAAUUUCUGUAUGAAUAGACCUCUUUCAUAAUGACGGCCUAUUAAUGUAUUCUAUUAUUAGUAUGAUAAUAAGCCUUUCUGACCUCGUUGGCAUGUGCAAAAUACAAAAGAAUUCUUACUUUCAAAGAAGGUCAGAAAGGCUGAUUAUCAUACAUAUAAUUAAUUUCCAUCCUUUGCGUUUGUAUAAAAGAAUAUAUUAAUAAGCCGCUAGUAUGAAAGAGGUUUAUGAUAUAUUGUAUUCAGGUGUUUGGCAUCGUGCGCUGUUGAGUUUACGGACGAACACUGCGGCUCAUACUCGGGUGUGAAAACCCGUGUACCUCACGAGUGACGUAGAACAAUUAAUACAAGAAGCCAGUGAGAAGUCAACUCAAUAGAGCCAAGGAAAAUAAUAGCUAGAAAACAAAGAAAAACUUCACAAGUUUUUACAUCAAGUAUGACCCAACACUGUGGGGACCGGCACUUAAGUGUCUUGUCCCCGUCAAAAAAGUGACUGAGGUACGGCAGGGCCUACGCCAGGUGUCCAAUUCAAGGAGAUGACGGUCUCAUAGAGGUGUCCAUUGAGAGGACUUGACUGUAUCUAUUGAAUUGAAUGCGGGGCAAUCUCAUUAGCAGAUGUUUAGGAAACAGUGGAUUUAAACAUCCUUACUAUACUACUAAUAUGAACAUUACGAUUUUGAUAUGAAGUCAUCCCACGCGCUCAGGGCCUGUCUUCACUCGGUGCGAAUGUAUCACUUGAUUUAUGUUAGUAGGUAGCCUGAGCCUGAUUGUAAGCUGUACGCUGGGAAUGAGGGUAACGAGGCUAAACAGUUGUGUUUCGUUUCUCACUUGCAACUUUUCUGGUAGACAAAGGGGUAAUGCUUGCUACCCGCAUUAAACAUCAUACAGUCGAAGGGAGUCUAAUUGCCGAGUAGUGCCAUGGCAAACAGCAGCUCUUCUGCAACCUACUGUGCUGCAAUGUUCCACAACAAGCUGCAACUUAUUAAUACUUCGGUAGUAAAGUCGAUAGCACUUUUUUGUCAUUGAGGGUGUAGUACUGUACCAUUCAUUUUUUGAGCAAAUUAAAAUGCUCUGUUUUCAUUUUUUUGUAGCCAGACUCAUGGCAACGACAACAAUAGAACCCGACAGUGACUUGGAGCAGAUGAGGGCUUGGAUCGAGCGGUUUAAAGAGGAUGAAGAGGAGGAGGUACGCUUAAGUUCGUUGGUACUGUCGGGGGGAGGUAUAUUAGGGCACGUAGUCCCUGCCUUGGUGGUCUAUCUCUCGUGGGGGAAGAACUGUUGUGGGGCCACAGUAUUUGGCACCACGCGCUGUUACGAUGACCGUACCAAGAAUUGGUGAACCUAUGAAGUAAAAGCAUUCGUCAACGGGGUCAACAUUUGUGACGAUAGUCGAAUAUAUCAGUGUUUGUCAGUGUUCCAUUUCGUUCUCGUAUUGAUGGCGAUGCAACAUUCCUCCAAAUUGAAGACGCCUUGGAGUUACUGCAGAAGUAUUCUUUCGCCAUAUUAGAUUUUUCUCGACCAUCGCAAGAAAAAAAGAGGGGAAUAUAACGAGUCUUUCAAAGUCCCAGCUACUUUUAAUUGUCUUUGCAUGGAUGAUUUUCUACUGUGUGACAAUCCUACCACACUACUGAAAGUCCUUUAUUUUGCCAAGAUCGUCGAGAUCAAGUGCUUUCUGUAAUGGGAGGUCGUCUUGAUUUCAUAUGUACCGAGAGGGCGUGCGUCGGGGUUUAUAGUGGUGGGGGCCCGGGAGAGAGGCGCUUCUUCCCCACCCGACGCCCGGGUUGUUAGAAAGAUUGAUACUCCUGAAACCAAGACGGCCGCACGUUUCAGUAAGCGAUUGAUCUCAACGAUCUUAAGGUGAUGUUACACGGGACGAUUCGCAACGACGAUUUUUAGCGCAACACAGCGUUGCAAUGUUGGAACAAUGUUGUAACUACUCGAAACAAUGUCGCAACAAUGUUGCAACGCUGUGUUGCGCUAAAAAUCUUCGUUGCGAACCGUCUCGUGUAACAUCACCUUUAUGGAAAACAGAGGGCUGUGAACAAACUGUGAUUCCACUGACUUGCCAGUAAACUCUGUAUUCUUUCUGGACAAGAGGUGCCAAAGACAUCUGCUUUAACGCGGCUGCGAGCCUUGAGGUAACUGUUGUUUUGUUUUUACAUCCACUUAGAAAUCCCCUUUGUCAGAUGAGUGGUGCUUUUUAGACAGUGAGUAUUACUUACGUUGUUUGUUGAUUUUCGUGGAUUGUCGCACAGGAAGCUGUGUACACUAGUUUACCAUUGUGUCUUGGAACAAAAAUGUUUAUAUUCUGUUUGGCCUGAAAACAAAUCUCUUCUAAUGCAAUGGAAAGUUUACUCGUUCCUCUGCUACAACCUUGCAUAUCUUUGCCUCAAGUCUAUGUAUUUCCUCAUUUCCUGUGAUUUGUAUACUUUUGGUGACAUUGCGCACCCUUUUGAUGCUGGUAUUUAGUUAAUGCUUUUCAGUUUCAUAUUUGUCACUUAAAAAGACAUAACUUUAUCGACCAGUAGAUGCAGUUUGGUGGAUUAUGUGGUGAACCUGAUUUUUUUCUUUUUUUCUCUGAAGCUACAUAUCCUGACAGAGUUUAUCGUGUCGAUGUAGCCCAGGUACCAAACGUUUUCUGUAUCGUUACCUUCGUUUCUUUCAACACUCUGACUUUUGACUUCAUUUUUCUUUAACCUCUUCAUUUCUUUAUUGUUUUCUUCAGGAGAAAAUCUACAAUGUAGUGGAUAUUCUAGAGGAUGGAAUAUUUAUUGUCGACUUAAAGGAUGAUUCGUUAAAGUAAGAAACUCCCUCGACUCGCAUUACAAAAGCCAGAGUAUGAAAGUGACGUAUUUAACAUGCAUUAAUACAUUUUUUUUUCAAAUAUCUUCCGUUUCUUUUUUCUUGUCAUAAAGCUUAGUUGCAAGCAUUAUCCCUUGUUAAAGGAGCACUUAUUUGUUACAUCAAAAAUAUUUUAUGAUACUUAGGUAUUAUCUUAUGACAUUUUGCCGGGUAUUUUUGCUCCCAACUGUACUGCCUUUCUCUGUUAACUUCUUUGAUUUUUUAUCUAUUUUUUUAUAUUUUAUUACGGAUGACAAGAGGAGCCCGAAAUUCUAAUCUCCAGCUGGACCCAGUUGUUCGAAGGUCGAUUAGCGCUAACCCGAGGUUCAGUUUUAACCCGGGUUUCAUUUUCUUUCGUUCAAAAGCAGUUUCUAGAGUAAUUUCGCUAUUCUAUUCAGAGUAUCCGAUCAUCAAAUUAUAAGCAAUUAACGCCUGCGUCGCGAGUGGAGGUUGGGUGCCCAUGGGCCAGGGGGCUGCAACCGCAAUACACCCCAAGGCAGAAGAACACCCACAGGCCUACCAACCCGCAACCCAGCCACGAGCCCCCCCGCGCCAAGCCGAAGGGACCUCCGGGUAGGAAACCCGGAGCAAGGGGGCUCGGGGCUGCAGAGCCCCAGGCCCCGAGGGCCCAAACCUGAGGCACCCACCCCCACGGCAGCCCCAAAGAUAGUAGAGAUACCUGCUAUGUAGCCAGCUGUCUGGAUACGUGGACGAUGGAGCUAACUGGAGUGCGAAUAUAAAUCUGGUAGGUAUCACUAGACCACCGGCCUAGGGUCUUGAUCAGAUGAUCCGGAACUCCCCGAGCAGCAGCUGUAGUUGCUGCCCCAAUACGGAAGCUAUGGCCUGAAUAGGAGCCAGUAUAGCCAGCUGAGUGCAAGAUAGACUGAACUGUAGAUGACAACUGUUGCCGAGUAAGAGGGCGACCGUCACUAAAAGUAAAGAGAGGACCCUCAGAAGAGCCACGCAGAGCCAAGAAGUUGCCCAAGGCACGGAUGGGACACACCGGGCCCUCACCACGCCCCACAUAUAUAUCACAGCCCAUGCGAAACGGAUCAGUCUUAGAGCACUUGAUAUGAACUUUAAAACAGGUAGGAUUCACCAGGGAAUCAGCUUGCAGGUCAGCAACAGUCAUAUGGAUACUAGGCUGAAAAGCGGAAUUCACCGUGAACUCCCCAGCUCGUAAGAAACCGAAGAAACCCAAACAGCAUGCCGCCCACAGCAUCACAUGGUCUCUCGUGGAGAAGUCCAGACGAUGUUGAAUCGCCCGCAGAUGAUCCAGGGUGAUAGGCAGGCGCCGGGGUGAUACUGGACCUUGAACCCGCUUAAUUCCCCUGAGCAAACGCUGCAAGCGAAGGCAGUUGACGAAAGGGUCCGACAAGCCAUGGUCAAUGUGUAGGGAACGUACUGCUGACAGGUAUACUUUUAUAGAGGCGUGGGUCAAGGUGUCGGCCAAGAGUGAAGCAAAGCGCAUGAGAGUCUCCUCAUCGGCAGGAGCGAAGGAGCCAUCGCUGUUAAGGCGACCAUCCCGGCGGCAAAAGUCAAUAUAGCGACGUUGAGCAGAGAGAUAAACACGCCGAGUGGAGGGCGCGAGUCCCUGGGAGAGCAGAAACUGACACCUCUGGGUCAACACGUCUGGAGUGCAGCCAGCAGUGACUCGGGAAUCACACAAGGAGUCAGGUCGGCUUGAGGUGCCAGGCGACGAAAACGCUGAAAUUGAAAGCGUGAGAGGGAGUCAGCUACUGGAUUGGCCAAGCCGCGAACUGACGACGCAGUAAACAUAAAUGAGUGGCGUAUAGCCAGCAAGGAUAGAUGACGCAGCAACCCCAUCAAGUGGUGGUCCCGUGAAGUGCCAGACUUAAGUACAGCCACCACAGACUCAUUGUCGCACAGGAACUCGACCCGCCGAGAGACCCACUGAGAACCCCAUAAGGCAGCGGCUACAACGAUGGGGAAGAGCUCCUUGUACGCGAUCAAUAACGACCGUUGCUGCAUAGACCAAGUGCCGCAAAACCACUUGAUGUUAAAAAUAGCCCCAUAGCCCAGCGAGCCUGCAGCAUCCGACGAGACUUGGAAGUCCGGGACGGGCGCCCACGUGGGCAUGCAAAAGAAACUGAGGCCAUCCCAGGUUUGAAAAAGCUCCCGCCACCAGGUAAGGUCCCGACGGAAUUCUUGGUUUAGCCUGAUGGGGUGAUCGUCCAGGCGGAAGGCUCAAAGCAAGUCAAUCAUCCGACGAAGAAAAGUCCUCCCUUGUGGGGCAACCUUGCAGGCAUGAUGGAGGUGGCCAAUCAAGGAUUCCAACUCCCGCCUCUUACAAAAACGCUUGGUGGACCACUCUUCAAGUAAGGUAACAAUCCGGUCUCUUUUCUCAGUGGGCAGGCGAGCCUGAAGCCUAUCGGAGUCGAGUUCAAUCCCGAGGAUAGUUAAGCAAGUUGUUGGUCCCUCUACCUUGUCAGGAUGAAGGGGGAGGCCAAGCCUCUCGCAAAGGCGAACACAGGUAAGUAAAUAGAAGUGGCAGAGUGGGGAUGACGGUGGACCAAGGAUAAAAAAGUCAUCCAGGUAGUGGCGUAGGAAGUCCACACCAUAAUUAUGAACCAAGAUCCAUUCAACCUGGUCCGCAAUAGAAGUGAAAAUAAAUGGCGCUGAACGCAACCCAAACGGGAGAACCAGAUCGACAAAGUACUUCCCACGCCAUUGCAUCCCCAGCAAGGGGCGAUCGUCGGGAUGGAUAGCCACAUUCCGGUAUGCACUGGCCACAUCAAACUUAGCCAUUAGUGUUCCGCCACCCCGCGCCAUGAUGCCCUCAAUAACUGCAUCGACUGAAACAUACUGCACUGUGAAGGGAGGCUUGGGAAUGCCAUCGUUCACGCUGUGCCCAACAGGAGAGGAGAGGUCAAGGAUGAGACGCCAUUUGCCUGGUUGAUUGUUCUUGGGAAUGACCCCAAAUCGGCUGAUAUGUAGAGAAGGAAAAGGAGGGGCUGAAAAGGGGCCAGCCACCCUGCCAGAGGAAACUUCGGUCUGCAAGUAGGAGUCGAUCACAAAUGGGUGCUCGAAGGAGGAACGCAUGUUCGAAGAAGCGGACUUAAGAUUGAUCAUGGACGACUCAAAGCCAAUGCGAAAACCCUCACGUAAUCCGGACAACACAUAGGCCACUGCUGCCCGGUCAGGAUGAUGCUGCAGCUCUGUCUGAAAUUGAUCCAGCCGUAGUGGAGAGACCUGGGAGGCUGGGGCUAAUGGCGAGAAACAAUGAACAGAAACUGCAACGCUGGGUAUACUAACUGGAACUGUAACAGAACAAGAUGACUUGACCGAGGAACGCAGAUCACGCUGCCCCACUGAAAACGCAACAAAACUAUUUACACUAUGUACACAAGCCUCACCGGGCGUAACCGCCCAUUCAGUACCGUCCCCCUCUCCCCCCGGGUUGGGGAGAUCGGGAUCGUGCGCCAGAGGAGUUGGGAAAUGGACAAUUGAUCUGGGAGUGUUCACCCUCACAGUUACUGCAGCGGUGUCGAUAUUUGCACCUACCAAAGGGCCAGCGGCACUGCCCAUCGUUCCAUGAAUGGCAAAGGACCAGGCUGGUGUCACGGGAGGCGGCAGGAAGUGGAGCUGAUGCCGUGGAAGAAGACGGCCGCGGUGGCGAGGGUGAGGCCACGGCUGGAGACCUUAAGUGAAAGUUGUAUAGGUCUAAGUUCAUCCUUGACCAGUCACUGAGGCCAGAGGCAGCCGCAUCCUUUCUGAACGCCAGGUCAUACUCUAACCAGGCUGCACUAGAAAAAUAACGAGCCGUUUGAAUGAUAAGCAGCUUAUACUUGGAGAGAUCGGGCCAACGAUGAGGGUGAGCCGUUCACAGCACCAUCUGAAAAAUAGUAAAGGCUUCCGUCCAAGUCAAAAUGUCUUUUAUUUCCACUUGCCUGCGUUUUGACGAGGACACCACGAGCUUACCAUCGAGGAACGUUUGCGGCUCCUGCUCCACGGCGCGGAGGUUCACGGACAACAAAUCUGCCAACUCGACAAACUGGCCACCUACAAUUUUUGACACCAGUUUUGAAGGAAUAGGGGCAUGCCCCGGACCAACGAUAAAAGCCUUCUCAGACUUGGCAGAUGCCAACGAAGACUCAAGGCUUGGAAGACCGCUAGUAACGCCGGGCGAUGCGAAAGUGGAGGGAGUAGGUGCUACGGGGCGGGCCGAGCUCGAGACGGUAAUGGCCGGCACUGGCGUAAACGUAGGAACAAACGCGGGAAGGGUAAACGUACCUGAAGCCACCGAAGAAACACCGACACUUGUACUCGCACUCGAAACGGACGCUGAAGAAAAUAAAGGUUGUGGAGCCCCGCUAGCAGAAACGCCUGGAACCGAGGAAGAAGCCUGCGAGGAGGCGUUUCUCUGGAUAGAUGAAAUAAUGGCGGGAAUGGAGUUUCCGAUUGCCCGCACCACAGCCUCGGUGAGGGAGUCAGCCAACUGAGGCGACCAAGAACUAGAAGCCGUACUCGACGCAGGACUUUCAGACGUUGCCGUAGAUGGAAGGGAGUCUUCGGUAGGAAGGCCCGCCGAUAAGCUGUUGUUGGUCGAGCGAGAUGGGCGCGGCAUUACAGAAGACAACCAAAAACUCUCCAGCAGAGGACGAACCACAACAGGAACAACGACGAACAACGGUAACGAAAAACCACUUCGACCGGAAAAAACUUUGACAGAACCAAGAGAAAACGCUAUGCUGCUCGAACUGAGAAACCAAGCUAACCAAAACUGGGGCAGAACCAAGAGAAACGCUACGCUACUGGAACGCCACGCCACGCCAAGAAAGCUUCGAGUACAACGCAAACACAACGUAGGCACGUGGCCUCCGCAUGCGCCAAAGCGACAUACCGCUGGACAGGAAACUGCCCCCAUGCUCACGAACAAUGGUAAACGCUACAAACGCAAACAUAGUCACGCACAACGCUACGGACGACCAAUGCGCUACCAAAGAAUGCCCAAAACACCCGGGACCAUAGCUCCUAGUCGUUAACUACAUUAAAUAUGAUUUAAUAGUAUAAAGAAUUAAACUGAAUUUGCUUUUUUAAGCUUUCAUGUCUGAAUUCAAAUUUCACACUAACCGUGGGCAGCUUUGAACAACCCAGCCCAGGUUGCCAUUACGCAUGCACGGCACGGCCACUAAGAAUGUAGAGAAUGCACAAAACACAAUCUGAUCACGCUCGUUUGAACCUUCUAUCACUCGUAAUCUGAUAGCGCGUGUUUUGACCAUCUGACCUUUGAUCGUUGCCGCCCGCUCUUCGUAACCUUUGGUUAUUACUAGUAUUGUUUUGUGGGUGUAGAGGGUAUCGUGGACGAUGGAAGGUUCCCAGUGUCCUAUACAACAUGUUAGAAACGAGGCCUCCACCGCAAAUCAAAGUGUCCAUCUUCAAGAACACCAAUUGUGGCUACCCCUAUGAAAAGAAAAAAACCGCAAAGGCGAGGAAACAAUUACACUAAAAACGAUUUAAUUUUUUCCAGAACACAACCCAACAAUAAUAAUAACAACACUGGCAAUUCAAUUCCGCACAAAAGACCGUUGUCCGUCCCUGGAAUACCUUUGUCUAGCAGGCCUACUCCCAUACCCGAUGCCGGCCGGUCAGUGUUUACUCUACCCCCUCCCCGGAGACAUAACAGUUCGCUUGGUUCCAGCCCAUCCGAGAGCGUGGAGGAGAUUUUGGAAACGACAGUUAUGACUCCUUUUUCAGCGUAAGUACCUUUUUCUGACUUAUCAGGUACCUAAAAACAACCGACCUAAUGGUUUAUAAUUUGCUUGCUCGUUUAUUUCCUUUGCUUAAUGAUGGAUUUCUGGAUUAUCUACAAAAAAUAUAUUUAAAAAGGGAGGGUAAAUACGUACGAGACUCACAGGGAGUUUUCGCUGAAGGGAGAUUUUGUUGUGCAAAUUAAAUGCAAGCGAAAAUCUCUCGUCUUUAUCGCAUGCACUCUUUAUAUUUAGCGGGUAGAUGCAAAAAGACCAGAAAGAAUUGGUUGUGCCGCAUAGUACAUCAAUUUUUGGCGCUUCUUUUUAUAGGAAAGAGUUCAAAUUGCCCUUCCCCGACGUCGAUGAAGCGGACACCAUUUGGUGAGUAAAACGUUUACCUUUUGUAGGGUGUUUCGAUCAAAUCAGUAAGAGAUAUUAUUAUAUAUCACAAGUUACCGAGCAAACUGAAGCAAGUGCUAUAUUUUUUGAAAAACAGUAAUUCAAUUACUGAGUGAUUCCAUUCGUUAAUUUUUGGUUCUGCUCAUCGUUUUGUUCGUUAUGUGGUUAUUAUACUGAUAGCCCCCGUUGAUUUCCCUUGCAAGCUUUACCACUAAUUCUGUGCGAAGUACAAUACUUCCCAUUUCUUGUCGCCGAUCAGUAGUAGUGUAGGUGGUUGUCAUAACGAUGAAUCCUGCAGGCGUGGGAGGUAUCGCAAAAGAAUUAUUUUACUUCAAGGAAGAGUUGCAGUGCAAAGUUUUCAACUAUCUCCUAAAGUAUCUCUGGUUUUUCCUGCAGGGUUAAGAACGAAAUAGUAAAGCGGAAUGAACAAAGUGAGUAGAGUUCUUAAAUGUAUUUUGACGAUUUUAAUUCUUGUUCAAUGUUGGAAACUAGGAAGAAAAAUACUGUUUUCGAAAUUUCUUCAAAUUGAUAAAAGACUCAGGUUGUCAGUUAUUUCUCCCACUUCUAAAAAUCCUCGUAGAAGGUACGGUUAUAUAGUUGAAGGUUUGUCCUUCAAGGUCGCUGGAAUAGUAAUGCUCGGUAUUGUUCUUUGUUCUUUGUAAAGGCAUGAUUGAAGCUUCCAAGAAUGGCGACUUAGAUAAGGUGAGAUCAUCUUUGGUGGAAAUAUUUCUCGGCAAUAGGCGUGUUAUUGGAAAAGUCCUUUCCAUUUCCAGGCUGUGUAGAAGACGAACAACUUGUAAACAUUGUCUUGUAAUAUUGUAUUUAAGUAAUUUGCGUACGUUUUCUGUCAUUCGUUUCGUGACAUUUCAAGUGAUACCUGCAUGCAUAGGAAAGAAAUACGUAUCAUACUGACGUUUUUACAUGUUACAGACCAAUAUAAAGUUUCAUCAUUUUACCUGAAGGUUGGCCAAGCCAGCUGAGAAACUUCUAAUCAUCUUUGUUUCGACCGUUGCAUCUUUUCAUUGAAACAUUGUGGAAUCAUUUUAUUAGGUAAUGGAGCUACAUCGAAGUGGUACGAGUUUGUCAGCUGGUGAUCACAGGGGAUGGAGACCUCUACACUAUGCCGCACGACAUGGCCACAAGGAAGUGGUCAGAUACAUCAUCUCCAAUGGUAUGAUGAAAAUCCAUACAAUAAAAUUAAGACGGACUCCAUCAGGAAAUUGAGUAGUUUUAAUUUUCCUUGUACCAGAAUAGUUUAAACGAAAUCGCAUUCUUUUUUACUUUUUUCAAGGGCUAUAGAUGUACAGUCAACUCUCUCUAAGACGGACACCUUUGGGAGCGGCACUAAGUGUCCGUCUUAUGGAGAGUCAAAUAAAAGGAGUAGAGAAAGGCAGGGACCAACUCUAAGUGUCAGUUUUACAGAGGUGUUCGUCUUAUUGAGGUGUCCGUUAAGAGAGAGUCGACUGUAAUUAGUGAUCUGUAAUAAUACCACCAAAGAAAAUUUCUUAUUAGAGCCCGAGAAAAUAAAUGUCAAAUCUCACUAAAUGACAUCUUACACAUGAAAUUUUCAGAAUUUUACCUGUGUUUUUUGCAAUUCUUGUGAAAUUUGACAUUUAUUUAAAAUUAAAUGGCAGGUCGGUCUCCGUGUUGUCAUGUGACUUUACACUUUUUACCUCUUGCUGGUCAUAAUUUGUUGUUGGCAUAUUACCAGUUAGACGAUAUAUGUUUGGUCCUUUAUUACGCUUGGGUCCAAAUUUUAUUACAGAUGAGACCUUUAUUACACUUGGGUGAAGUUAUUACACUUGUGCCUUCUACACCAGAUUACAUGUCCAGCUCCCUAACCGCUCGGCCACGCUCUUCCAUUCAAUUGUCUGCAUGUUACUAGGCGCUAGUUGUAUAAAACUUAGCACCAGAUCUAAACGUAAGCGUCCAUCGUUAAAGGGAAGAGUGAUUGAGCUUAAUGGAAAAUAUUAGCAGCGUGUACCAUACACCAGACUGCUGCUUGUUUCCCGAUGACGCAGGAACGCCAGCAUAUCAUAAGCAUCGUAAGUCGGACGAUUUAGAUAGCACGACCAGAUUUCCUAAACCAGCAUUUCUGAAAGCAAAACAUACAUUUGGUGGGAAUGCUCAUUCUCGCAGGCACAGAGCCCUGCUUGAGGGAGGUCAUUGCUAUAAAAGGAUUUUCCAUAAAUUCGACUUCCUGGUCAAUCACAGUCUUUUCUCACUGCACGUCCCAGUACUGCAUAGUAUUCAUCGAGCGUUUCUGAUCAUCUGUUGUUUCUUCCUUAUUCAGUUCCCCGAUGUGUAUUGGAUCUUGUAGAUGAAGAAAGGUAAAUAUGCUAAAGUUGAUGAUGCAACUCAUGACAGUGCGGCCAGUCUGAUGAGUUUAAUUUUGGGGGUAAGGGAGAACUUCCUCCCCCCCCCCCCCCCCCCCCCCCCCCCCCCCCCCCCCCCCAACAACAGCCAACAACACCACAUUAUAAGCAAAUAAAUUAUAUAUUUUAAAUUUAAUUAUAUUUUAAAAUUAUUUAACUUCUAUUUAUUAUAGUUUGUUUUUUUUUUUUUUUGUAUGUUCAUGUGUCUUUUUGUCGUACUGCAUUGUCACCCCCUCUCACGCGCUCGUAGUUGAGANAACGUCACCAAUGAAAAAGACGUUGUCAUUGCGAUUAUCCCAACUCGCUUAAGAUGUCAAAUGUAGGUGGAUUUCUCUGGAAUUGAAAUCUUUUUGUCGGAACACAAGUCUAGAUGAAGGAACGGAAAUUCAUCGUUGUGUUUACGUGUUCCAAAAAAGGUCGCACUAGUUUCAAAUGAAAGUACUCGGAUCGGUUAUGUAGGCUUUUGAGGUGUAAAAAAAGACAAAUUGCUAAAAGAUGAUCAGUUGUGAUAUCACAUAGAUUUAAAAUGACGGCAAACCAGGAAAUAAGCGUCUGUUCGGACGUCACAGAUGAGGCUAAAAAACUAAUGAAAGGCCUCACACCAAAGGGAAAACUUUCAUUUUACGGAAUACGUCAACGGGAAAUAAACAUACGUACGUGCUACAUUUAAACUUUGUUAAACUUGUACAACAGAACGGGAAACGCCCACGUUUAAAAACAGAAAAGCAAACAAACCUGUGGUGAUAGAAAAUCGAAGCAUGGAAUCAAUUUGUUUUUUAGCACAGAAAGUAAACUUAAAGAUUUUCUUUGCUAAAAGGCUUGACUGGGUUUAUUUUUUUUUUGCCUAUAAACGGUUUUUCCGUUUAACAUUCAUUCUAAUAUUCUUUUGCUGCUUUGUUUUUCCCCAAAAGGGCAACACGCCAAGAAUUCAAGCUUUGAAAGCUCAAGAUAAGGAACUUGCUAAGUACCUUGAAAGUACGUAAUUUAAGAAAUAUUGUUUAAGAGCUGAAACAAAAUCAUCAGGUUAAUUUAAAUCAAGUUUAAAGCAAUACACCCGUAGAUCAUCGUAUCCAUGGCACCCGCCACUUUUGUACGACCAUCGGAAAAGGUGAAAUGAAAGAAAGGGUGGUCUCUCAAGCGGAAAACAGGUAAUAAAAAUCUGACUGUACCAACAACUGAGAUAUAUUUAUUUCUUCCUUCUAUACCGGGAAGCACUCAGCAGAGUUCGAGAGUCAUCUUUGCCUUAUUACGUGGCGUAAUAGUUUACCGAAAAAAAUACUUCGCCAAUUUUAAUUUUAGAGCUCCUAACAAGCAAAACAUUAUAACAACAUCAAAUCUCUUGAGCUAUCACCGUAGGAGACUAAACUUUACAUCUCUUCUCCUGAAGUGGCUCUUACCAUUUUCUUUUUGUAUUUUAGCUCAAGAGCACCUACAGAUUAUCGCAGCUGAAGAUUACGAGACUGCCGUGUAA